Eucalyptus grandis is the source of this 1146-nucleotide messenger RNA. Its product is annotated as dehydration-responsive element-binding protein 2C. The record is from RefSeq and is a predicted model, not a curated record. Gene Ontology annotation, biological process: response to stress; positive regulation of DNA-templated transcription. Lineage: Eukaryota; Viridiplantae; Streptophyta; Magnoliopsida; Myrtales; Myrtaceae. Gene Ontology annotation, molecular function: transcription cis-regulatory region binding; DNA-binding transcription factor activity. Bases 79 to 801 code for a protein of 240 amino acids. Gene Ontology annotation, cellular component: nucleus. The transcript has a single exon.
UUGGCAUUUCGAGAAGAACAAGAAUCAAAGCCUCCCUUCCAUCACACGGGGUCCCCCAAAGCCACUUCCCUAGAUUUUAUGCAAACCAUGGAUCAAUUACAUCAAGCGCAAGUACUAGCUGGGAAGAAGAAAGAAGCUGUCAAAACCAAGAAGCCCUCCAUGGGCCGCUCGAGGAAGGGCUGCAUGAGGGGCAAGGGCGGCCCCGAGAACGCGCUCUGCACCUACCGGGGCGUCCGGCAGCGGACGUGGGGCAAGUGGGUGGCCGAGAUCCGCGAGCCGAACCGUGGCGCGAGGCUCUGGCUCGGCACCUUCAACACCUCCCUCGAGGCGGCCCUCGCCUACGACAAGGCUGCGAGGAAGCUCUACGGGCCCUCCGCGAGGCUCAACUUGCCCGCAACAAUGACCACCGUCACGACACCGAUUGACAGCAGUGACAAUAGCAGCAACUUCUCGUCGACUGGUUCCAGCAAUAGUUGUAUAUGCGAGCAGGCAGCGAAGAGCGAAGCGGUUGAUGUUAAUAGUCGUGACCCUUUUAUCAUGAGGGAUGACACUUCUAAUGAUACGACAGGAGAUGCUAAUUACAAUUAUGUGGAUUGGUCAGGGGAGGAUUUGGUGGUGCCUGACAUGGUGAAUGAAGAUCAAGGCGAUUACAAGUGCUGGCCAGAGUUCUCAUUUGGGAGUGAUUAUCUUGAGAUGAGUGAUCUAGGGUUUGGUGGUCAUGAGGAGCUGUGGUUGCUGAACGGUGGUCAAGAGACUACAGAUUGGGAGGGCUUGCAAGUUCCAUGGAAUUUGUAUGCUUGAUGUGUGGUUCACUAUCUCUCUAAAAGAAAACUUGGGUUUUGGUUUAUAGAGGAGUACAGGAGGAGGAAGAAGAAGCAAAGCUAAGAACCAUGGUAAUUUUGGUUCUUUGGGAACAUUUUUCUUUCCUUUUUUCCUUUUUAAAAUGAGAACCCCUUUAGGUUGUAUAAACUAGUUGGGUUUUACGUUUUUUUAUUAUCUUUUAUUUCUUUUUUUCCGCCCUUUGAUGGGGUGAUGUAAGGACUAGGAAACUAGGAUAGGAGUGAAAGUGGUCUGUUUUGUGUUUUCUUUAUAUAAGCAUAGAAAGGUCCUUUGAGGCUCUAUUUGCCUUUUUGGGCUCUUUCAAUG